UUCGGGUCGACUCGGGGAAGGAGGAUAAGGAUGACGAGUAUCGGGUUUGCAGUGGGAGUUUGGAUGGGGAGGUCAAAAUCUGGCGGGUCCGGAUUUCGGCUACUAAAGAAUCCGACCCGAUGUAAAGAAUAUAAAAACAAAUUGGAACAAAAUCCUCACCCCAUUAGGCUUUGGAAUCCGAAUCCAACUAGGAAAAGUCCGAAUCUGAUUCGGACUAUGUAGUAAAUCUUCUGUAUAUGUUACCGCCCUUGUCGUCGUUCAUGCAAACGACUUCUCGCUCGUUCUUCUUGCUUCUCCCGACGAGUCUUUGCUGAAGCCACAGCUCAGAUCAAAGCCUUCGCCCAGAGACUUGGGUUUUCUGUCGCCAUGGAUUCCGGAGAGCACCGCGAGAACCCGCCCCCCUGCGCCAGAGGCUGCGGCUUCGUCGGCAGCCCCGCGACGCGGGGCCUGUGCUCUUGGUGCUACCGAGACAUCUGCCUAAUGGAGCAGCUCGAGAAGAUGCGGCCGCCUUUGGCCGCUGCGGAGUCCGACGCCGGGAGUCGGAAGGUCGCGGCCGCGCAGUCCUCCUCCUACCGGGACGAGGAGCCCCCGAAGGCGGCGGACCGGUGCGGGCGGUGCAAGAAGAAGGUGAGGCUGUGCGCGAGGUUCGAGUGCCGGUGCGGGAGCACGUUCUGCGCGGCGCACCGCCUCCCGGAGACGCACGAGUGCGCGUUCGACUACAAGGCGCACGGCCGCGCGGCGAUCGCCAAGGCCAACCCCGUCGUCGUGAAAGACAAGCUGCGGAGGAUCUGAAGAAGACGCAAGAAUAUUAAUGGCGUCAAUUAGAUUAAUCGAAGCAAUGGAUGAUGAUGAUU
This is a messenger RNA of Musa acuminata AAA Group (dessert banana), 854 nucleotides long. Its product is annotated as zinc finger A20 and AN1 domain-containing stress-associated protein 2-like. Bases 367 to 792 code for a protein of 141 amino acids. Gene Ontology annotation, molecular function: DNA binding; zinc ion binding. The record is from RefSeq and is a predicted model, not a curated record. The transcript is spliced from 2 exons. NCBI's taxonomy places the organism in Eukaryota, Viridiplantae, Streptophyta, Magnoliopsida, Zingiberales, Musaceae.